AAUUCUGAACUGGGGCACUUUACUAUGAGGCUGCAAAUGAAACAGAUGUGCUUGCUGUAAAUUUCUUUAGUAGCUGGAUUUUUUGUACCGAAGGUGGUAACACUUUCCUUCCUGUGAUUUUUUUUUUAUUUCGCAAAUAUUUUCCAUAAGGAGAAUGAAAUGGAGAAGUUGAAGCAAUACGUAUCAGUGAAAGAUGAAGAUCAGUUUUAUCAUCAGGGAGCUGUGGAGUUGCUAGUCUUUAACUUUCUGCUCAUUCUUACAAUAUUAACAAUUUGGUUGUUUAAAAACCAUCGAUUCCGCUUUCUGCAUGAAACUGGAGGAGCUAUGCUGUAUGGCCUUGUAAUGGGAUUAAUUAUACGAUAUGCAACAAAAGCAUCAGAUGUUGAAAGUGGAACUGUUUAUGAAUGUGAAAAGCUGAAAACUGGGCCAUCCACUCUACUUAUUAAUGUAACUAACCAGGUCUAUGAAUAUCAAUACAAAAGAGAAAUCAGCCACCACAAUGUCAAUGAUCGCCAGGGCAAUGCAAUGCUUCAAAAGAUGACAUUUGAUCCUUCCAUCUUCUUCAAUAUUUUGUUGCCACCCAUUAUAUUUCAUGCUGGAUAUAGUUUAAAGAAGAGACAUUUUUUUCGUAACUUAGGAUCAAUUUUAACCUAUGCCUUUUUGGGAACUGCCAUCUCCUGCAUUGUCAUAGGCUUGAUAAUGUAUGGUUUUGUGAAGGCCACGAUACACAUUGGCCAGUUAAAAGUAUGGGAAUUCCACUUCACUGACUGUUUAUUUUUUGGAUCACUGAUGUCUGCCACAGAUCCAGUAACAGUCCUUGCUAUUUUCCAUGAGCUGCAUGUGGAUACAGAUUUGUACACACUCCUGUUUGGAGAGAGUGUCCUGAAUGAUGCUGUGGCUAUUGUGCUGACAUACUCUAUAUCCAUUUACAGUCCUAAGGAGAAUCCUAAUGCGUUUGAUGCUGCUGCUUUCUUCCAGUCAGUGGGAAAUUUCCUGGGGAUCUUUGCUGGAUCAUUUGCCAUGGGAUCUUCUUAUGCUGUUGUCACAGCUUUGUUGACAAAAUUUACAAAGCUGUGUGAGUUUCCUAUGUUGGAGACUGGUCUGUUUUUCCUCCUCUCCUGGAGUGCCUUCUUAUCAGCAGAAGCCACUGGUCUUACAGGUAUUGUUGCAGUCCUUUUCUGUGGAGUCACACAGGCCCAUUAUACCUACAACAAUCUGUCAUCAGAUUCCAAAAUGAGAACUAAACAGUUGUUCGAGUUCAUGAAUUUUUUGGCUGAGAAUGUCAUCUUCUGUUACAUGGGACUCGCACUAUUCACGUUUCAAAAUCAUAUCUUCAAUCCUCUUUUUAUAUUUGGUGCAUUUGUGGCAGUUUUUAUAGCAAGAGCUUGUAACAUAUACCCACUUUCUUUCCUUUUGAAUUUGGGUCGCAAACAAAAGAUUCCCAGGAACUUUCAGCACAUGAUGAUGUUUUCAGGUUUACGUGGUGCAAUAGCAUUUGCAUUGGCUAUUCAAGACACAGAAUCCCAACCCAAACAAAUGAUGUUUACAACAGCACUGCUUAUUGUGUUUUUCACCGUCUGGGUGUUUGGUGGGGGCACAACACCAAUGCUCACAUGGCUUCAGAUCAGAGUUGGCGUAGAUCCGGAUGAAGAUCUGAAAGCAGAAGCUGCAAGCCAGAGUGCACCUAACUUGGAUAAAAGUACUACCAAAGCUGAGAAUGCAUGGCUGUUCAGAAUAUGGUAUGGCUUUGACCACAAAUACCUAAAACCUAUCUUAACCCAUGCCGGUCCACCUCUCACAACAACAUUACCUGAGUGGUGUAAUCCUGUUGCCAGACUUCUGACCAGCCCCAAUGCAUAUGGUGAUCAACUGAAGGAUGACGACACAGAUUAUAUCAUAAAUAAUGAUGAAUUGACUGAAAACUAUGAGUCAUCUGCUCACAUACCAGUGCCAACACAGGACAAAACAGGCUCUACCCAGGCUACAAGCAAGGAAGAUAUUCAUGAAGGAGACCUAGGACUAGGAGGGUACAAGCUCCAGCUUGAACACACUGCAGGUCAACCCCAGAUGAAUUCAUUGGCAUGAACAGUGUAAUGUUAAUCACAAGAAAUAAGACUAAAACCAAUAAAUUAAAGAUAAUAUUAUGUCACCGAGAGGCUAGAUAACGUAUUAAGCACAAAAAUAAAAGAAAUCUUAGGUUUUACCAACUAAAUGCCUGCUACCCCCAGGAAAGACCUUACCAUUAUCCAUAUACCUACAACUAUAUGCAGGUGGCCUGACUGCAGUAGUUUUUAAUAAAAAGAUGUAAGGCACCGACAGUUGUCCAUAAAUCCAUUAGUCAUGUGCUGUCUUAGGUAACAGUUUACUGUACCAUGCCGCUUCACAUAUACACAGGCCUUCAAAUGUUGCUUACAGUGCUUAUAGUCAGCUGGAACACAGAGAAAUAGCUUCCUAACAUAUUCAUGCUCACCUGAUGACAGCACUUUUUUUACAGCUCAUCCUGAAUGGAUCCACAGACAGCUAUUACUCCAAUGACUAUUACAUUUAUAAGGAAGACAUAGAAGUUUCUUUAUUCAGUUAGUAUGUUAUCUAAAAGUACUUAAAAUAUGCACUGCAGCACCUCAGUCUUGAUAAAGCAAGCUCCUUUGUGCUCACAGUAUAGACUUUUCCUGACAACCAGCCCAACAUUGGCUUUCUAAAUGUUACUUAUAGUUUAGUCCAUAUAAGGUUGCACCAGGAUGUCACAAACUGAAUACUGUUAGUAGGAGACAUUGAAGUCUAUUGAAUCAGCAACAGAACCCCUUCUAUUUCAGCAUUGAACGGCCAUGACCACUACUUGGACAGAAGUUAUUCCACAAAGCAUUUGUCAUUACAGCUCCACAGCACACAAAGCUUACAUGCUGGGAAAAUUUUUGUUUUGCAAGAUCAUUCUAAACGUAUGCUUUAAGAAGUCAGCUGUUUCAUUUUGUAUUGUCCAAGGAAAGUGAGAUAUUCCUAAUCAAAUAUUUCUGCAAAACAGGUAUAUCACAGGACUGGCUGCUCCAAGGAUAAAUUUGUCCAUCUAUAUUUGUGCUGGACACUCAGUAUCACAUCAGUGAUAAAGACAGUGGUGGUUAGAUAUAAAAGAACUAAAAAAAAAAAAAAAAAAAAAAGAGGAGAGUUUAAGUAUUAAUUGUGGUUUCAUAAACUCAGUAACUGGAUAAACAACUGGUCAGCUAUACAUACGGCUAGCUGCCAUAUAGUUUUAUCAAGCACUAGCACAGAUCAGCUUUUGCACAUAUUAGCUAAGUAGUGCAAACAUAGGAAUAGAGCCAGGCUUUUGUUAUUAGAGCACGUGCCUUUUCUCACCACAGAGGUUUCAACUAGCUAUGUAUGAUAAUGUUCCUACUAAGAAAGUUAAACCAUGAGAAGUUUUUAAAUAAGGUCAUUCUUAAUAUACAAGACAAUUAGCAAGCAAGAAAUUUGUAAUUUCUACAAAUAAAAAUCAAGCCAUCUCCAUAAAUGAUCAUAAAGCUGAAUAGGUCUUGAUUUCACUACAGAUGGAAGCUGAAAUACAAACUUAAAUACAAUCAAGUUUUAGUCAUUCUUUUCCAGGCUAAUUAAUUUCUGGUUAAAUGUGACGCUAGAACAGCUGUUUUAAGCAUAAUUUUGAACACGAGUUCUAAAUGUUGUUAUGAAAGAUCAGAAGCUUAAACUGGCAUUUUAUUUUCCCCUAAACAGUAAUCAAGGAACUGCAAAGGAUCUUAAUCCCCAUGUGGUUUAAAACAAAUAUUCCAGCAUGAUAAAUUUUGAGAAGAACUAAUGAUUUACCAACUCCCUGCUUUGCCUUCUUUAGCCACAUGAAGGAAAAUAUGUGCAGCAGGCUGCAAGAAGGAAUGGAGAAUGGAUGAGGAAAUAAGGUUUUAUGGCCUAGUACUGUGCACACUACAGCAUGCAGUGGGAGACAGCAAAGGAGGCAGGAUGAGAUGACAGACACACUGCACUGAGGUGAAUAUGUGGCAACACAGUGAGAAGGUAUAAUCAUGAAUGGGUGCUAACACAGUCCUGAUUUCAAUAGCCAGCGUUUCAGAUUUAAAUUUUCAGAAGAAUUGAGUGCAUGUCACCAGGCUUCCUAAGCUCCUUGGGAAGCACAGAUCCCAGUUCUUAGAUUAUAGUGAACAAUCAAUAAACUGCUGCAGUAUUACGAAGAUGCAAAGCUCUUUCUCACAAGUGCUACAUGAACUGGAAAUGACAAGCUUUUCACCAACAGUUCUCCUCUUAGAUUCUACUCUGAAACGCAUCCUGCAGCAUACUCUACGAGGUUUUUACUGAUUUAUUUCUUGUGCCCAUGUCCAAAUUUCUUAUACUUAUGAAAUAUGAUAAAUGGAGAGCUUGAGGGUCUGAAAUUCUGUUUCUCAAAAAAAUCUGUAGUGAGUACUCUCCACACUGUUCUGCCUGGAUGCCUGAAACUGUUACUUUACUUGGCAAAGGAGGUCAUCCCUUGCAACAGAAGAGUCCAUACUUCACAUCUUCACAGGUCAGUUUUUUAUGCCAAGACUAUCAAGAGGCUUAAAUCAAUGGUCCCAGCAGGACGAGUACUUAUCCUCCAGGACCAUGCUCAGCAACCAAAGUAUCAUUGGAUUUUAGUAAAAUUGGUAAUUUGAGCUGCAAGCAAACCUAAAACUUCAACUAAAUGGAUAAUUGAGACUUUUAUUACCAUUAUGCUAUGCAGGUUUGCCAUUUCUUAAUUGUAAGAUAUUCUUUUCAAGGCUUGCAGAUCAAGAUAGUUAAAACAACAUUAGAACAGAUGAUAUACUUGUAUUCAAGUAGAAAUAACUGGCAACAAAUAAUUCUGCAUCACUGUUUAAACAGACUAAUAGAUGUUAAGAGGCCUUUGAUGUUAAUUUAUAGUUCAUACACUGGAGAUUUAAACUACUCAAUAUCACACAGUGUUUGACUGAACAUGCAAGUCACUAUCCUGAUAAAUGUGAAGCUAUUCUUCCUAUCUGAGUUAAUCUAAUAAAACACUGCUUUGAAAAUUAAAUGCAAAAUAUAUUGUCAAAAUGUAGUGACUGUAUACUCAGUAUGAAGGCCAAAAUGUUAGGAAAGAUGGAAAUCUGCAAUAUUGCUAAACCUUUCAUGUUUCAGAAGUAAUAACUGAAAUUUCAUACUGAACUGCAGAGUGUAUUUGGCUAAGGUUGGAAGCAGCAGAAUGAAUCCUGUCUAUGCAGCUGAGCCAGUCCAAAAAGUCACUGUACUAAAAAUAUCAGGUCACUAUGAUAACUUUUGCAGAGAAGCGCAGAGCUUGGUAGCCUCACUGAAAGCAGGGACCAUUGGAAGCAAACAUUUAUGUUGCUAUGUUAAAGCUCAACCUUUUUCACAAUAACCACAUUAGGGCUGUCUUCAGCAAACUGAUUAACCCUGUGCAUAACUUAAGCUGCUAAACUAACUGCGUUGAAGCCAUGAGGCCAGUUCACACUCUUUCCACCUAGCAACUUACUAGUGCCUUGCUGGGCUGAGGAUAGUCUGUGCAAUAGGUCUGUCUUUCCUUUUAAAGCUGGUAUGUAUUUUCCUGUCAGCCAUCAAGUAACACUGAGCAUGUAACAUCCUGAUUGCUGUGUAAAUGUGGGUACAACAUAAAUGCAGCAAUAAGCAUAUUUCAGAUGCACAUUAACAUUACAUAUGUUUAAAAAUUUUUUUGUUUUCACAGAUAGAAAUAUUAGUUAUGGACUUCAGAUAACAAAUAAAAUAUCCUAAAUACCCACUUUAGAGAUUGGAAACUACUUCUAAAGACAAAAUUGAUUUUCCCCUACUUCCUUCCAGUGAAAUGGAAAAUAGAUCUUUUCAACAUCUUAAAGCAAACCAGUUCUGAGCAUUUUAAAUAACUUAGCAGAAGAAAGCUCAUCUCUGGCAAUAUAAUCCCAACAGACAUGAGUUCUGUUCAGUGAACUGUAAAAGACUUGUCAACAUUUUUAUUUUAUAAACAGUCUUUCAGAACUUGAAAAUUCUCCAAUUGAUCCAAAUUCCCUAAGCAAAUGUUAGUUUAACCCACAGCCUUGGUCACAAUACCAGUCAAAUUUUCAGAUCAUUAAAUCCCCUCCCUUCCUUUAGCUCAAUGAUUAGUUCCUAUGGUAGAUAUUACUGUUUAGUUGUUAGACAAAACACCUGAACAUGUUUUUCCUUUAAUACCAGUUUGUUGUUGGGGGUGGUGUUUGGGGUUGGGGUUUUUUUUUGUUGUUUUCUGGGUUUUGGGGGUUUUUUGUUUGUUUGUUUCCCCCCCCCCGCCCCCCAUCAUAAUCACAUACUGGAAUGCAAGUUUCUGAACAGUAUGAAAGAAAUCUUUGUCUGACAACGCA
This is a messenger RNA of Tyto alba (common barn owl), 6335 nucleotides long. RefSeq names its product solute carrier family 9 member A9 (gene SLC9A9). The transcript has 16 exons. The coding region runs from base 160 to 2085 and encodes 641 amino acids. Gene Ontology annotation, molecular function: sodium:proton antiporter activity. The record is from RefSeq and is a predicted model, not a curated record. Lineage: Eukaryota; Metazoa; Chordata; Aves; Strigiformes; Tytonidae. Gene Ontology annotation, biological process: proton transmembrane transport; regulation of pH; sodium ion transport. Gene Ontology annotation, cellular component: recycling endosome; membrane.